CGCGGCGGCUCCGGCUAACCGGCGACACACGGAUCUCACCGAUACGGUGGCCUUUAGGUGCUUUACCACCCACACCAAAUCACGCGCCCUUCCACCCCCACAUACAUACAAACAACCACCGCCGCGUCUUGACCCAAAAGGUGAAAAAACACCCACCACCUCGGGCUCGCGCAUCUCCCCCCGCUUCUCCACUCCGCCUCGCCUCGAGCCUCCCUCCUCUGACUCCCUUUUAAAAUUCCCUCGCCGCCGCGCCCCCGCUGGCCCGCACACACCUCCCUCUCGCACGCAGGUCGCAGGCAGCGGCGCCACCGCACCCCGCGCCGGAGAUGGGGAACAGCCUCGGGGGCAAGCGCAAGGGCGCCAAGGUGAUGCAGCUGGACGGCACCUCCUUCCGCGUCAAGCCCCCCGCCGCCGCGGCCGACGUGCUGCGGGACCACCCGGGCUUCCAGCUGCUCGAGUCGGAGGAGGUCAAGCUCCUGGGCGCCCGCGCGCGCCCGCUGCCGCCCGACGCGCCGCUCCGCCGGGGCCGCCUCUACUUCCUCGUCGCGCUCCCGCGCCGCGCCCCCGCCGCCGCCGGGGCCAUGCGCCGCGCCUGGUCGGGCAACCUCCGCGUCGGGGCCCGCGAGCGGCUCGAGUCGCUCAUGCUCGCUCGCCGCUCCACCUCCGACCUCUCCUCGCUCCCGGCCCACGCCUCCGCCUCCGCGCCCACCUCGCCGCUCCCCAGCGGCGCCACCUCCCCGCUCCCCGGCCCCGGCGGCGCCACGCCCGUGCGGCUCAAGAUGCGCCUCCCCAGGGCGCAGGUUGAGAAGCUCAUGGGCGAGAGCAAGGACCCCGCCGAGGCCGCCGCCAAGAUCAUGGAGCUCUGCGGCGCCGCGCACGCCAGCGCCAGGGUCACCCCGGAGCGGCCGCCCGGGAUACUGCGGAGCCCGCGGUUCGCGAAGACGCCCGAGUGGGGCGCCGGCUUCAUGCUGCCGCCGCCGGCGCCGUCCAAGACGCCGCAGCGGUGGCCCACGCUGCCACGCACCACGGAGAAAAAGGCAAGGUUCGUGGAGUUGCCGGACGAGCUAAUAGCAUGACUUGUACUUCCCUGAAGCGAGUUAACUCUUCUCUCUUCUCUUUUUUUUUUACUGUCGCAAGCAUGUUUGGUGAUUGUCAGGCCAGGAGAUAAGGAAUUGUAAACUUAUCUUCAGGCGGGGCUGUACUUCUUCCUUCCAUCGCUCAUUUGAGCGGAACAGCUAUGGUUUGAAGAUGAGAAGCUGCCUAUGGCUUCCAAUUCACCUUGAAUCCUUGAUACAAUGAUCUGACACCGUGUUAGACUGUUA
Panicum virgatum (switchgrass) is the source of this 1322-nucleotide messenger RNA. RefSeq lists its product as uncharacterized. The transcript is spliced from 2 exons. NCBI's taxonomy places the organism in Eukaryota, Viridiplantae, Streptophyta, Magnoliopsida, Poales, Poaceae. The coding region runs from base 327 to 1076 and encodes 249 amino acids. The record is from RefSeq and is a predicted model, not a curated record.